AUGACUGAAAAACAUGUCGCUUCCGGUGCUUGGCAACAUCGAUUAUCAAAAGGUGACUUUUUUACUAUUGAUCAUCACUUUAAAAAUCCAUCAUGGACACAAUCAACUGUUCCAACAUUUGAACAACUUGAUUGUAAACCAGAACUUAUAGAAACCCUUAAAAAAGCAAAUAUUCAUAAUCCUACUUCAACUCAAUCACGUGUUAUUCCAGAAUUACGAACAGGUCGUCAUAUGAUUAUAGCAGCUGAAACUGGUGGUGGAAAAACAUUAGCAUAUCUUGUACCUCUUAUUGAAUCACUUGUUCAUUGGAAAUCAUCAAAUCGUAUAAUACAAAUGGAAAAUGCGCCAUUUGCAAUUAUUCUUGCACCAACUCGAGAACUAAACAUGUUACAAGUAUUUAAUCAAUUAAAUGUUCGAACACGAAGUUUAAUCGGAAUCAAUACAGAUAAAGAUCCACUUAAUUUUACUCUUGGCGAAGUUGAUAUUAUUAUUUCCACACCCGGUAUUCUAUUACGGCUUUUGAGACAAGAUGAACAUUUUGGUAUUGAACGACGUUUAAUUGGUAGUAAUCUUCGACAUGUAAUCGUUGAUGAAGCUGAUACUCUAUUGGAUAUCACAUUUAGUCCUGCUGUUGUUGAAAUUAUUCGACGUUUAGAAAUUGAUGUACAACCAAUAAAUGAUCUUGAACAGAAUGCUCCACCAGCUGUCCAACUUGUUUUUGUUUCUGCUACCAUACCUACAACAACUGAAGAAAGUCUAAAAGAAUUAAUCAGUGCUGAUCAAAUUGAUAAAAUGUUAACUCCAUCUGUACAUCGUAUUAUGCCGCAUGUUCCUCAGAAAUUCUAUCGUAUUGGUAACCAACAAAAACUCGGUCUACUAUUAAAACUAGUCAAAUAUGAUUUAGAAAAGAAACAUGCUUGUUUAAUAUUUUGUAAUCAAACCAAAACAGUUAAAUUUCUUCAACAAUUCUUUCGUGAUCAACGUAUAGAGAUUCUUGUUAUGCAUAGUCAAAUGACCGAUACAAAACGUGCAAACAAUCUUGAACAAUUUCGAAAUGGUGACGAUAAAGUCAUGUGUGCUACUGAUAUUAUUUCACGUGGUGUUGAUACUUAUUGGGUUGAACAUGUAAUUCAAUUUGAUUUUCCACGUUUUAUGUCCGAUUAUAUCCAUCGUACUGGUCGUGUUGGUCGUAUUGGUUCAAAAAAUCCAGGCAAAGUAUCAAGUUUUGUUAGUCGACCACAUGAAGUCACUCUUGCUCAAAAAAUCGAAGUUACUGCGCGUAUGAACAAAAAACUUAGUGGAGUGAAUAAUGAUAUAAAAAAACAAUUAGCUUUGCAUGCAGAACAACGGGAACAAAAACAAGAAAAAAUUGAAAAUCGACAAGCACGGGAAGAACUUUGCAAGGAAGUUAUUCGUUCAGCUAUGGUUUAA
Molecule: messenger RNA, 1431 nt
Organism: Rotaria sp. Silwood2
Lineage: Eukaryota; Metazoa; Rotifera; Eurotatoria; Philodinida; Philodinidae
Source: the annotation of a GenBank genome assembly